AGAUUUUUUUUAUUUCUGGCAGCGCCGGCGUGGGAAGAACGGGCGCUUUUCUCGUGAUGGACGCGAUGCUGCGCCAGGCUAAGAAACAAAAGACGGUGGACAUCUUCAACUACGUGAAAGCCAUCAGGGAAGACCGGCCACACAUGGUGCAAACAUCGGAGCAAUACGUGUUUAUCCACUUGGCUGUCCUGGAGGCGCUUGUCUGCGGAAGCACUGAUAUUCCUGCUGACAAUAUGAAGGCCGCUAUGGCCAGGCUCUCCAAACUACGGACUCCAGAAAAUGUGUCGGGGUACGAGGCGGAGUUCCAGAGGUUGUCAGUCAUUGUGCCAUCAAGUGUCCCGGAUGUAGAUGUUUCGUCGGGAUCAAAGUACAGAAUUUCAUUGAUCGACAAAAAGUCUACAUUGAAAAGCCCAGCUAAGCGAAAACUGACUGCCUAUAUGAAUGCCAGUUUUGCUAAUGCAUACAGAGAGAAAAACGCAUUCAUCCUCUGCCCGGCUCCAUCGAGUGAAGACAUCACGAACUUUUGGCAAAUGGUCCUGGAUUUCUCAGUAGGCACUGUCGUGAUGCUGUACGACACCUCAGAGGGACAAAAGCGUUACCGGCAGUACUGGCCAUCACGUGACGCCAAGAGUUAUGGGAAGAUACAAGUUCAACUUUUAGACGAGGACGUGGAGUCUCAGAUUAUCACGAGGAGGUUCGUCCUCACCACCAAGGAGGGCGCGUCGCGGGAAGUGCGUCACUUCCAGAUCCUCGGUUGGACUGAGCAGAAGUUACCUGACAAGUCGAGUGUUCUCCGCCUGAUAGAGAGUACUCAGAGCUCUCAGCAGCAGUCUGGUAACGCCGCUAUUCUAGUUCAGUGCAGUAACGGCGCUGGUCGAAGUGGCACUCUUUGUGCUGUACUGUCCGUGAUAGACAGGGUGAAGGCUGAGCAUGUUGUAGACGUAUUCCAGGCCGUCAAGGUCCUCAGAGCAUCACGGCCGGGAGCUGUCGAAUCCCUGAGGCAAUAUGUGUUCUGCUACGAGGCCACAAUGGCAUUUCUGGAUUCCUUCAGCGACUAUGCCAAUUUUAGCUGACACUAGCAUGAUACUAAUAAACGCAUUCCGUGCGAUCCCUUCUUGAUAGCCAAUAAAUCAUGGAUGCUUGCCACACUGUGGGAUCUUAGCUUGAUAUUACAUAUAUUAUAAGACAGAAGAAUGGUGUUCAGAAGGAUCAACAGCAAGAAUACAGCAGUUCUUUGAUGA
Nematostella vectensis (starlet sea anemone) is the source of this 1241-nucleotide messenger RNA. RefSeq names its product receptor-type tyrosine-protein phosphatase alpha-like. Gene Ontology annotation, biological process: protein dephosphorylation. Lineage: Eukaryota; Metazoa; Cnidaria; Anthozoa; Actiniaria; Edwardsiidae. The record is from RefSeq and is a predicted model, not a curated record. Gene Ontology annotation, molecular function: protein tyrosine phosphatase activity. The transcript has 9 exons. The coding region runs from base 57 to 1073 and encodes 338 amino acids.